Molecule: messenger RNA, 1680 nt
Organism: Aspergillus bombycis
Lineage: Eukaryota; Fungi; Ascomycota; Eurotiomycetes; Eurotiales; Aspergillaceae
Product: Zn(II)2Cys6 transcription factor domain-containing protein
Exons: 1
Coding region: 1-1680 (559 amino acids)
Biological process (GO): regulation of DNA-templated transcription
Molecular function (GO): zinc ion binding; DNA-binding transcription factor activity, RNA polymerase II-specific
Source: RefSeq, a predicted model, not a curated record
AUGGUUAACCGGGGACGUUCAAAAGGCUGUGUUACGUGCAAGCAGCGACGUGUCAAAUGCGACGAGGCGAAGCCCGAAUGCUGGCAUUGUCAGCGCCUCGGACUCCACUGCGAAGGCUACGAAACGAAGUAUCGCAACCUAAAGUUCAGAGACCAGACCCACAAGUUCUUCAAUUCAGUUGUUCAGAGCCAGGCGUGUUUGCCUAGCCCACGUCCGCUGGCCGAGCCCGACACCUCCGUGCCCUUCUUCCUUAAACAUUACGUCGAGAUGGGCCGCAAUCUGGAAUCUGCGCGGGGGCUCUUCGAGAUUCUGAUUCCUGUCUACCGCUCCGAGCGGCAGGGGUCGCCGCUCUCGCUUGCCAUAUCCGCGGUGGCUUCAGGGAUACUCUCCCUGUGGAUGCAUAGCGUCACAGGCUUCCAAUUGUCACGGAAGUCUUACACCAAGGCCAUCGCGUGUAUGCGCAAUGCCGUAAACGACCCCGUACAACGGAGUAAUCCGGCAACCGUGCUGGCGGCGCUGGUGCUGCAGCAUUACGAGAGUGUUGCCGCUGUAUACGACCUUCGCUCUCCCUCACGUGUACACCACAACGGCGCAGUGUCUUUGCUCCAAUUUACGGAGUCUGCCUGUAUUAAUGGGACGAACGGCGCAUACAUUCGGAGGUUCAUGCUUCAUACCGAGGUUGCAUCGGCGAUGCGCCAGAAAAGGCCACUGCAGAACAUCGCAUAUUCGUGGAUUGAAGGCAAACACUUGAUGGCUGCGCCCGAUAACCCAAGCUCAGUACUUGAUGUUAUUGGGGUAUCUGUCGCCGCGUUUCAGGCCGAUUAUAUACGCCUAGUCAAUCAAGCUGGUGCCAAGUUUUUGUCACGGCAGGUUGUAGAGGAUUGGAGAGCAGAGGCGAAGCGCAUCGACAAACAGCUUCUGGAUUGGGCGCAAAACGUGCCGGACAACUGGCGGCCGCGAAAACUCAUAAGUGGUCAAGAUAUCGACGAAUCUAUUCCCACCUAUCGAUCUAUCUGCGAGGUCUAUCCUUCUUGCCAGAUUGCCAAUAUUUGGAACGUAUGGCGUUUUCAACGCCUGUUACUCGUCAAGAUCACUGUCCACUGCCUCCAGACGAUCAUAGAGCUGUUUCAAGUUGAGCUUACAGAAGAUCAAGCCUCAGGUAUAGAUGUGGAUAUAUUCGAGUGCCAAGAGACUCUCCAAGCGCUGGUGGACUCUGUGUGCUUCAGCGUCCCCUUUUUCCUUGGCAACCGAACCAAACAGUCAACCAUCACCGACUUUACCGACUCGGAGAUUUUGAUCCCAAGCUAUCAUUCACAACCACCGGGGGAUAAAAACAGCGUGAAUACGAAGGACCACAGUGCAGGAAGAUCUAGAGACGACCACAGGGGCUCUGCCAUCGCCCAAGGUCCAUGGCACGUAAUGAGUCCACUGAGCCACUUGUUGACCCUAUUCUCGGAAGACAAUGGCCAGUUGCUUGCAAGCUUUCUCAGGCCUGGGCACCAGGAGUGGAUACGAGAGCAAUUUCAGCGUGUAACCACCUUGCUUCAUCUCUCGCCAAAAGAGCAUAGCGAGGACAGGGAGGCCUUGUUUGGCUUAUCGGCUGGAAGGGCUAAAACUACCAAGACUGCCUAUCUCGCGAGAGGGGUCAGGAAAGGCUUAAUAUUUAUGAGUGGCCCCUAA